CCCACACGCCCUUCUUGGCCGCACAUAGCACGUUUGUUUCUUAGCCCUCUUAGUCUGUCCUUCCAAACCCAUACGAUUCAGUCACGCCCGUCAGACUCACUCCAUCGUGCUCUUCCCAGAACAUUCACCCAGCUCGCGAUGGAUCGCCAUCGGCAUGUAACGCCUAUCCUGCUGCUACUUCUCCUCGCAGUCACCGCAUGCAGGGCCGCGAUUGCCGCGGCGAACCCCACGCAGUUCGAAAUCGCGAUGGCGGAAACCAUCGCAAUGUCCGCCGAUGAGCGCAUGCAGCUAAACGCCGCGAGACUAGGCCGAGCGAUGCUGCAACGAGCAGACGCUGACGCGAACGACGGAGACGACGCGGAGCCGUCGCGUCGCGAGCUCAAGGAGGGGGGCCGAGGGAAGCAGCUCGGUCUGAACCCUCCGCCGCUGAACUCCGGGCCGAGUAUGGCGGACGUCAACGGGACCUUCUUUCGGUUCGACUCCGUCGUUCCCAAUGCGACCGUCGACUGGCGGCUGAGCAAGUACAUCUCUCCCAUUCAGCGCCAGUUCCAGUGCGCGAGCUGCUGGGUGAUCGCAGCCGUCGAUUCCAUCUCCAUGAUGUGGGCGAUCACGACCAAGACCACUCCAGCGGUGCUGUCGCCGCAGCAGGUGUGCGACUGUGCGACGAAGCAGUGCUGCCAGGGCGGCUGGCCCGACUGGGCCUUCUCGUACGUGCUCUUCAACGGCGGGAUUCAGUCGGUCGACGACUAUGGAUACAUCGCGCAGGACAACCAGCUCUGCAGCAUCAACGCGUCCGUUCCCAACGUCGCUCAGAUUACCGGCUGGGAGCUCGUGCCGCCUUACAGCGCCAUGGCGUUGAUGAAAGCCGUCAGCAUGCAGCCUGUCGUCGCCUUCCUCAGCGGCUCGUCGAAGGAUUUCCAGCUGUACACCUCGCGUGACACCGUGAAGAUCUACGACGGGCUGUGCACGACGGACAUCAACCAUGCGGUUGUCGUCGUUGGAUUCAACAACACGGGCAGUCUCAACUCCAGCUACUGGAUCAUCAAGAACUCGUGGUUCGAAACGUGGGGCGACGAUGGUUACAUGUAUCUCGCCAUGUCACCAGACGUUCGUGGAAAAUGCGGCCUUCACGCAAUUCCGGCCAUGUACCCAGUGUACUACCCCUUCGGUCCUCAGCCCGUGAAGAUUUCCAACGGUCCGGUCAGCCGAAAAGACGACGGCGAUGACGGAAAGUGGUGGACGAAGUCUUACUCCGUCAACUCUGACGCAUGCCAGAAGCUCAUCAACCCGUGCGGGAAAGGCGACUGUUACACCAAGAACGGAAUCGCACGGUGCGACUGCAGCGGGCUGACGAACUUCGUCGAGGUCUUGGGAGUGCCGACGGCGAAAUGCGUGCCUCGGUAUCCGUGUAGCCGGACGAAUGUCAACCCGUGCGGCGCUGGCACCUGCAGCAACCCUGGGGAUGGCACCUAUGCCUGCUCUUGCCCUACCGGCUACGCUAUUGGCGCGGCCUCUGACGGAACGCAGACGUGCGUCGGAGUGGCCACCACGUCGACGUCUACCAUCACCUACACCACUGUUCCCGGCGAUUCCUGCACUGCUGUGGCUGCUGCAUUUGGCAUCACCACCACCACACUGUCCACUUUCAACCCCUUCCUCAAUUGCUCGCUCAUGUACAUUCCUCCUGGAUUCGCUAUAACCGUCUCCAAUGCAAGCACAUCCUUGUCACCCAUCUGCACCGCAACCUACAUCGUUUCACCCAACGACACUUGCACCACCCUCGCCAACACUUUUUUCGCGGGCAGCUUAUCCAACCUUCAAAAGGCCAACCCCCUUGUGUGCACGUCCAGCCGGCCAGUCUACCCAUCUCAAGCCAUCUGCACGAAUGUAACCACUGCAGUUACUAACGUUGUAGUGCCGCAGUGUGGGCAGACGUAUAACUCGGUCGCUGGGGAUACGUGCACUUCGGUUGCUACCAAGUUUCUUAUCUCGGUGACGUCCUUUGCAGGGUUAAAUCCUGGCCUCACGUGUUCUGGCUCUCUCCCCAUUGGCUCCUACAUCUGUGUCGCUCCUAAGUCUGCCCAGACCACGAUCAACUGCACGCAGACAUACACGGUGCUGCAGGGCGACAACUGCCCCAACAUCUGGAACGCCGCCAACCUCACGGAGCAGACCUUCAUCUCUAUCAAUCCUGGCAUCAGGUGCCAGGCGCCCUACCUGCAGGUGGGCCAGAAGGUGUGCAUCAAGUCUCCCGUCCUGGCCACUCUCUUCGCCGACAGCAACACCAGCUACUCCAUCUACACCGUCAAAUCCGGGGACACCCUCGCUCUCAUCUCCGCCUCUUUCAUCAACCGCUGCAUCGCCGCAUCGGUGUCUCCGGCAGCCAUAGCCGCGCAGAAUAAUAUCCUGGAGACGGCGGCGCUGGUGGUGGGAUCCACGCUGAUCAUCCCCUGCGAUUCUCGCGUGGGGAUCAUUGACUGCGGCUGCGCCACCUCCCUCCCGGUUUGCGGGGCGGACUAUGUCACGUACCCGUCGUACUGCGACGCCCUUUGCAACUAUGCUGUGCCUCUCGUCCAGACUGACGUCUGCGGAGGCUGCAACGCCGCCUGCUUCGGCCGGACCGGGCUCACCCCGGCCUCGGGUUACGGAUGCACCUGGGCGGUCUGCCCAUACCCGUUCUGGAAGCCGGCCGAUUCGGAUUGCUCGGUGAUGCUCGGGGAUGCGCCGGGCAAGUGCUGCGAUUUCCAGAAGACCACAUGCCAGAAUAGUUGCACGGACGUGAAGGUGACGCUUGGGGGGACGGCGACGCAGCAGACGACGAACUACAACAAGUGUUUUGCGCAGUGCAUGUGCUGCUCCCGGCUGCCCUGCGGCGCCGCCUCCUGCCCGGCUCCCAGCUCCUGCUGGUCGGAAUCUCCCCGGAAGUGUAUUUAUGCGAGCUUUGCGUACUCCUGGAAUUGUACGUGGUUCCCCCCUGCUUCGCCGCUGCCGUAGAAGCUGGUGCCAGCUGUGUGGGCAAUGAAGGGACAGCAUGGAUUUCUCAUCUGAUUUUACCAUUUCAUUCAUUCGUAUGUUGUUAGUAUCAUCUAAUAAGCGCGUGUAUAAAUUUACUGCUCUAAGUUUCAAUUUUAGGGUGUUUCCUGCCCGUGCUUACGUUUCUUGCUCAAAACCCUA
Molecule: messenger RNA, 3174 nt
Organism: Closterium sp. NIES-67
Lineage: Eukaryota; Viridiplantae; Streptophyta; Zygnematophyceae; Desmidiales; Closteriaceae
Source: the annotation of a GenBank genome assembly